GACCGCAAACAGCGUAAGCGCGGUAUUAUCUACAUCUCGCGCAUCCCACCGGGAAUGACACCACCUAAGGUCCGACACCUGCUUUCGGGCUUUGGAGAGGUGGAGAGGAUCUUCCUUCAAGACGGUGUGGGCAAGCAGCGCGAGAGAGAGCAGGGAGCCCGCCGCUUCACCGAGGGAUGGGUCGAGUUUCUCUCCAAAUCUACUGCCAAGUUGAUCGCUUCCUCCCUCAAUGCCCAACCGAUAGGAUUUGUCUCAUCCUCCUCCCGAAAGGCGAACAAGAAUGCACGCAGAUGGCAAGACGAUGUCUGGACCAUGAAGUACCUCCCAGGCUUCAAGUGGCACAUGUUGAGCGAGCAGAUGGCGCACGAGAGGGCAGCGCAUGCGUCCAGGCUUAGAACGGAGCUCAGCCAGAGUAAGGUAGAGCAGCAGGACUAUUUGAGGAAGGUAGAGAGGGCUAGGGUGGCCCGGAAUAAGGAGGAGAGGAAGAGACAGAGG
Jaminaea rosea is the source of this 495-nucleotide messenger RNA. RefSeq lists its product as hypothetical. Gene Ontology annotation, molecular function: RNA binding. The record is from RefSeq and is a predicted model, not a curated record. Lineage: Eukaryota; Fungi; Basidiomycota; Exobasidiomycetes; Microstromatales. The annotation marks the transcript as partial. The transcript has 2 exons. Gene Ontology annotation, cellular component: nucleolus. Gene Ontology annotation, biological process: endonucleolytic cleavage in ITS1 to separate SSU-rRNA from 5.8S rRNA and LSU-rRNA from tricistronic rRNA transcript (SSU-rRNA, 5.8S rRNA, LSU-rRNA); endonucleolytic cleavage to generate mature 5'-end of SSU-rRNA from (SSU-rRNA, 5.8S rRNA, LSU-rRNA); endonucleolytic cleavage in 5'-ETS of tricistronic rRNA transcript (SSU-rRNA, 5.8S rRNA, LSU-rRNA).